AGUAGUCGAGUGAGCUUGCGAACAAAAUCCAACGCUGUAACUACAUAUACCGUGGAAAAUGGCUACCUUUGCAAUUGGUGAAAUACCCAACUACUUCAAUACAGAGUUUUUCAAGAGAACACUAGAGAAUGGACUACGCACGGGGGACAUCAAAAUACUUGGCAUUUCCAUUGAGAAUCUAACAAUGGGGGGCGAAAAUUACUGCAGUAAUAUUUAUCGCGCGAUCAUCAAAUACAAAAACACCGACGAUCAGCAAAGCGAGCAAACGGUGAUAAUCAAAAAUAUGCCAAAACUUAAGCAAGGCGUACUUAGCCGCUUGAACAUCUACCGGAAAGAGACAAUUUUCUAUUUGGACAUCAAGCCCAAAGUGGAGGCGCUUAUGUGGUAUUUGGGCGAAUCGUGGAACCUGGCCGCAAGGCACUUCCAUUCAACCACCGAACCGGAGCAGAACAUCAUUUUUGAGGAUCUGAGUGUGCUAGGUUUCUCGUUAGAGAGUAGGCAAGCUGGACUUGAUUUGGCGCAUGCGCAAAUUGUUAUGGAAAAAUUGGGAGAAUAUCAUGCGCUUACCAUAGCCAUGGCGGAUAGG
Molecule: messenger RNA, 586 nt
Organism: Rhagoletis zephyria (snowberry fruit fly)
Lineage: Eukaryota; Metazoa; Arthropoda; Insecta; Diptera; Tephritidae
Source: RefSeq, a predicted model, not a curated record